Camellia sinensis is the source of this 2774-nucleotide messenger RNA. The record is from RefSeq and is a predicted model, not a curated record. Lineage: Eukaryota; Viridiplantae; Streptophyta; Magnoliopsida; Ericales; Theaceae.
AUGACUCUUAAUGGUAUAAAAGAAUGCAUUCCCCUCCCCCCCAUUUCUCUCUCCAAAAACACACUCCCUCUUCAGCUCCUCCUCACUAUCCACUGUGCAGACCACUCCGUCAAGUCCCUCGACGAGUGGCAACUCAAGCGCUCCCUCACCGACUUCCUCAAAUCCUCCUUCUCCCUCACCGUUCCCGAAGACGACAUCGUCGUUCGCAAAUUCAAGGACCUCAAGAAGCGCAAGCGCGAUGAUCCUGUCGCUCAGGGCGCUCUCUUCAUCUGCGACCUAGGGUUUCUAUCCAAGUUUUCCAGAUCAGAAAUUCUUCAUGGUAUAGAUGGAGAAGACGAUGUUAAGGAACGUGAGAAGAAGUUUCUGGACUGGAGAAGAUCGGUUGUUGGUAAGACCGACGGGAUUGAGUUGAAUCUUGAAGGUGUUAAGUUUAGAUUGACUGUUUCAGUUCCGGAAUCGGAUGAUUUUGGAAUGAGGAAAAAGUGGGAAGAGCUUAAUGCGUUUGGUAAUCGAGGAUAUUCAAGAGGUAGAAGGCAGCAGCAGCCUGAUACAAUUGUGUUGGAAGGUGUUCCAUCUCGCUGGUUUGCUGAGCCAAGAGUUUCGUCUAAGCCUUCAAUGCUGGUCACUCACACGAUUUUUUCUGCAUUUGGGAAGAUAAGGUGUGUGUUAAUGUCAUGGUUUGUGCUAUUUUUCUGUUUCCCUGAUGCAUUGCAAUUCCAUAAUAUUGUUCUUGUUGAAUUUGUGAGGUGGUUGUGUUUUUUUGAGGCUUCUGACAUUGAGUUCUGUUUUUAUGCUUCAAUGCACACAUCAUAUUUGGGGUUAUUUGAUAAAAAAAAAAAUGAUAUUCACCAAAGAUGGACUUAUCUCUUGUAACUCUGAGACCACAAAGAAGACAGAGCCAAUGUUAACCGUGUCAUAAAGUCGAAUUCGAACCAAUUCUCUGCUACAUGGUUCAGGCGAGUUCACAGAUAGAGGGCCAUGAUCAACUCCCCUAGGAAUAGAAAGUGUAUUCUCCCAGUACCCUACAUAACGUCGUUGGCUUGGUAUUGAGACCUGUCCAAUACAUGCAGAUCAAUGAACUUCUAAACAAAAUACUCAUAACUACCAAAAGUCAAGACUGGCUAAUGAAUCUAAUACCAUCCUUUUUUAUGUUCAAUUUAUUAACGUAUAGAUAGUUCAAUAUUAAGUAGCCCUAACCAACCCAAGGUUUCUUGGUUUGAUUCUGCUAGUUGCCCACCCAAACCAAACCGACCCAUACACGUCCCUGUUCCUUAGUGAACCAAUUUGGAAACUGAAAAUGUGCAAACUGCUAAAUUGCAUUUCGUUGUCAUUUACUUCACAAAGUCCUACAUGAUAGCCUUUUAUACAUAAUAUGACUUACUCCUUCAUUAUUGGUGGUCCGUUUAUGUGCAUACACUUGAAGAGCCUCCUCUGCUGACAUGCCACUAUAAACAAGGUAAGCAAAUACCAUCAAGCCUGUCCGACCUUUGCCAGCUUGCAAAAUUUAAAAAAAUGAUACAAAUAUUAACACACACUGAAGACUUUAGUCACAUUGAAGACUUUAUGGAAGACUUUAGUCACAUUAAAAAAUGAUGCAAAAUUUUAGAUAGCAACAAAUAUUUGGGGUUAUUUGAUAAAGCUGAAAAUUCUUGUGCCGGUUAGUCACAUUGAAGACUUUAAGUUUGCUCAAAUCAUAUUUGAGCACAAUUUUAUUGGAUUAGAUUUAGUUUAGAAACUACCAACUACUUGGCUUGUUCUGGUGCCUUUCAAAGAACAUUGAUGAAAUGGUGCAUAGUGGUUGGUUUGAUGUUUUUGGUUUCCUUAGUGUUGGUAAAUGGAAGUUAUAAUAGUGGGAUUUUAGAAUUUUUUAAUUGCUGAAAUUUUGGGCUUUACCAGGGGUAUCAUGCUCUUUUCCCACUUGCAUGUGCCUAGAUUUCGAAUUUCCAUAAGAAUGCUGAUUGUUAGAAAAGUUAUCAAGAUAAUAUGGGUUUUGGUGCUCAAGGAUGAGCUUCAGAAUCUAUCAUGGGUUAGGAAUAUAAGAUGGGUUUUCUUGUCUAUUUAUAUGUAGGCACAUGCAAGAUAAUAUGGGUUGGUGCCAUUUAUAUCAUGGGUUGUCUAUUUAUAAUAUGGAUUGUCUAUUUAUAAUAUGGGUUAGUGCUAUUUAUAAUAUGGAUUGUCUAUUUAUAUCAUGGGUUGGUGCUCAAGGAUGAGCUUCAGAUAAUAUGGGUUUUCUUGUCUAUUUAUAUCUAUUAUGUGUUUAUUUUUGUCUGUAACACAGAAACAAGUCCAGAAACACAGAAACCGAUCACAAAAUUUUAUAUAAGAUUUUUUAAAAGUGGGUUCUCCCAACACUUAAAAAUCUUAUCCAUAUGUAUUUUGUAUUUGGUUUUUGUGUUGAUAACAGAACUGAAUAAAGAGAAAAAGAUGAGAGAGAAUUAGAAUGAACUAAGACUUACCAUAGUCUGUAGUUAGAUGGUGUAGGGACCAAAUGGUUGUGAAGUGGGUGAUGCCUUUGUACACAUAAAAGAGACCUAUUUAUACAUCUUUGUUUUUAUUCCAUAAUUUAUCUUUCUUUUUCUGUCUAUGGACAUUUUAUUCUAUAAUUUAUCUCUCUCUAUAGAGAUACAACUUUAUCUAUUUUUACCAUAUCCUUAAUUGUGUUUUUUUGCCUCCCAAUCCAUUCUAUAAUUUAUCUAGUUUUUAACUUGUAACUCUUGUCUAGAUUAUUUAGAGUGACGUGUAACAAGGCAUUGUGGUUUCACUAAUAGAUAGCU